AGGCUCCUGGGGUUGAGUCUAAAUCACUCAUCAUUGGUUAAAGCCGAGCUCACAGCAGAAUAAGCCACCAUGAGGCCGUCGGUGUGUCUCCUGCUGCUCACGCUGGCCCUUUGCUGCUACCGGGCAAAUGCAGUGGUCUGCCAAGCUCUUGGUUCUGAAAUCACAGGCUUCUUAUUAGCUGGAAAACCUGUGUUCAAGUUCCAACUUGCCAAAUUUAAGGCACCUCUGGAAGCUGUUGCAGCCAAGAUGGAAGUGAAGAAAUGCGUGGAUACGAUGGCCUAUGAGAAAAGAGUGCUAAUUACAAAAACAUUGGGAAAAAUAGCAGAGAAAUGUGAUCGCUGAGAAGUAAAAAGUUUUUAAUGCUAGUUUCCACCAUCUUUCAAUGAUACCCUGAUCUUCACUGCAGAAUGUAAAGGUUUCAACGUCUUGCUCUAAUAAAUCACUUGCCCUGAA
Gorilla gorilla gorilla (western lowland gorilla) is the source of this 453-nucleotide messenger RNA. RefSeq names its product secretoglobin family 1D member 1 (gene SCGB1D1). Bases 70 to 342 code for a protein of 90 amino acids. The record is from RefSeq and is a predicted model, not a curated record. The transcript has 3 exons. Lineage: Eukaryota; Metazoa; Chordata; Mammalia; Primates; Hominidae.